Messenger RNA from Ostreococcus lucimarinus CCE9901, 828 nucleotides. RefSeq lists its product with no specific name. Gene Ontology annotation, biological process: regulation of cell cycle. The transcript has a single exon. The record is from RefSeq and is a predicted model, not a curated record. Gene Ontology annotation, molecular function: histone H3K79 methyltransferase activity. Bases 1 to 828 code for a protein of 275 amino acids. NCBI's taxonomy places the organism in Eukaryota, Viridiplantae, Chlorophyta, Mamiellophyceae, Mamiellales, Bathycoccaceae.
AUGCGACGCGUCGCCGUCGCGCGCGCCGCGUUUUCCGGCGCCGCGCGCGGACGCGGACGACCGAGCGCGCGCGCGCGCGCGGACGCGCGGCGCGACGGGCGCGGACGCGCGCGCGGACGCGACGUCGCGCGCGCGUCGACGACGGGGACGACGCGCGAGGACGACGCGCGCGACGACGCGCGCGACGACGCGCGGGCGGCGUACGACGCGACGUACGAGGGGCUCGAUCGCGACGCGGGACUGGCGAUCGCCGAGCGCGCGGACCGCGGGAAGACGCGAGAGGACGAGUGGUUCUACGGCGAGUUGGAGUUCGCGGCGGCGCGAGACGCGCUGCGAAGAGUGUGCCCGAACGCGGGAGAAGGGCGAGAGUUCGUCGAUUUGGGAAGCGGACUCGGGAAAAUGGUGAUCGUGGCGGCGCUGAGCGGGCUGUUUGAACGCGCGCGAGGGGUGGAGUUGUUGACGGAGCUGCACGAGGCGGCGACGAGCGCGAGAGCGGCGUUCGACGACGCGUUGGCGCGAGGGGAUGGUGAAGUGAUCGAAGGCGCGCGCGCGUGCGAGGUGACGCUGGAUGAGGGCGAUUUGCUGAAUUACGACGUGUCGAGCGCGGACGUGGUGUACAUUCACGCGACUUGUUUCACGCCGCAGUUGCUGAGCGCGUUGGCGUUGAAGUUGGCGAGCGAGUUGAAAACGGGCGCGCGGGUGAUGAUCAUGAGUAAACAAUUCCCGGAAGGUUGGGUGUUCAAACCAUUCGACGGCGGUUACGCCGCGUUGGCUCAACCGCAGAGCAAAUGGAAGCUCGAUUGCUUUUUGUACGAAAUAUCGAGGUGA